AUGAAGUCCCUGCAAUUCCUGCUCUCGUUGCUAGUAUGGAUGCAGCUGGCACUUGCCCAGGGUCAGGUUCCCGAUGACUCGGCUUUGAUAUUAGCAGUGGAACAGCUUCCCGACUGCGCGCAAGAGUGUCUGGUCACGGCUGUCUCCAAGUCAUCAUGUGCAUUGAACGAUGCAACUUGCAUAUGCCAAAAUAUGCAAUUACAGCACCAAGUCGAGAUUUGUGUACAUAAAACAUGUACGCUGAGGCAAGGGCUGAUGACCAAAAAUGCGACCAUGACAGUAUGUCACGCUCCGAUACGUUAUAGAGGCGAGAGUGUCCGCGUAUCCAACAUUAUCAUUGCGGUCUUGACCGCUGCCUUCGGUCUUACUAGACUCUUUUAUAGAGGAUUCUUCUCUGGUGGCGAGUUCGCGUAUGACGACUGGUGCGUUGUCGCCGCUCUGAUUUCAGGAGCACCGUCUGUUAUCAUCAUUGACCGGGCUGUCGUGCCCAACGGACUCGGAAGAGAUAUUUGGACGGUCCACCCUGACCAGAUCACCGAGUUUGCCAAGUAUCUUUUCGGAUUGGAAGUACUCUACUUCUUCCACAUCGCUUUAUUGAAGCUCAUGCUCCUUUUCUUCUUUUUGCGGAUAUUCCCAAAGCAGAGCAUCAAGAGAAUCAUUUGGGCAACUAUCGUCUUCACCUGCCUUUACGCCAUCGCAUUCAUCACCGCGUCGAUUUUCCAAUGCCGACCGAUAUCAUACAACUGGUGGAAAUGGGACGGAGAGCACCAAGGUCAAUGCAUCAACAUCAACGCCCUUGCGUGGUCCAACGCCAUUAUCAGCAUCAUCACGGAUAUUUGGAUGCUUGCUGUACCCUUGUGGGAAGUUUUUCAGCUACAGUUAUCCUGGCGCAAGAAGUUGAGCGUAGCUAUUAUGUUCUGCGUGGGUACAUUCGUGACCGUCAUCUCCGUUCUUCGUCUACGAUCUCUUGUGACUUUUGCCGCUUCCAGUAAUCCAACAUGGGAUCAGGUCGACGUCAUCACUUGGUCAAAUCUCGAGCUCAACAUCGGCAUCAUGUGCGCCAAUCUACCAACAUUACGCGUCAUACUCGUACGAUUGUUUCCCAAGAUCCUGGGUACAACCAGAGCCACCGACCGAGCAGCUUACUACGGAAAUGGAAAUCAAAGUUUCGGAAUGAAGAAAGAGGAUGUUGCUUUAGCAAGCAAGGGAGGAAAGUCGUUCGGUUCGAGGAAAGGAGGUGAUCCGGAUGUCAUCACAUAUACGACCACUUACGAAGUACGACAUACUGAUAGCGAUGAGCAGUCGCUUGUGGCACCGGAUAUGGGUCGAUUCGGCCAGCAGAAGCCAGCGAACCAAAGUAGUCGCACAAGUAUCUCAAGCGUAUAA
Molecule: messenger RNA, 1386 nt
Organism: Bipolaris zeicola 26-R-13
Lineage: Eukaryota; Fungi; Ascomycota; Dothideomycetes; Pleosporales; Pleosporaceae
Exons: 4
Coding region: 1-1386 (461 amino acids)
Source: RefSeq, a predicted model, not a curated record